AUGCAAAAGUUAGAUUUAAAUGACUUUAGUUUACCUUUCGAUGAGCCAAACAAGGAGCGUCCAUAUGGUCACUGUCUCGUCGCUGGUAUCGACAAAUACCCACGUAGAAUCGUCAGAAAGAUGAGCAGAAAGGUCAUCAUGAAGAGAAUCGCCAUCCGUCCAUUCGUCAAGGUCGUCAACUACAACCACAUCAUGCCAACUCGUUACAAUUUCGAGACCCGUGAAGAGAACUCAUUCAACGGUAUCAAGGAAUCUGUCACCAUGGAAACCGCCAAGCCAGCCAAGCGUUUGAACACCAAGUACGCUGUAAAGAAGAUUUUCCAAGACAAGUACAAGGCCGGUAAAUCCAAGUGGUUCUUCACCAAAUUGAGAUUCUAA
This is a messenger RNA of Heterostelium album PN500, 378 nucleotides long. RefSeq names its product S60 ribosomal protein L27 (gene rpl27). The transcript is spliced from 4 exons. Gene Ontology annotation, cellular component: cytosolic large ribosomal subunit; ribosome. The record is from RefSeq and is a predicted model, not a curated record. Gene Ontology annotation, molecular function: structural constituent of ribosome. Gene Ontology annotation, biological process: translation. Lineage: Eukaryota; Evosea; Eumycetozoa; Acytosteliales; Acytosteliaceae. The coding region runs from base 1 to 378 and encodes 125 amino acids.